This is a messenger RNA of Phlebotomus papatasi, 4104 nucleotides long. Its product is annotated as homeobox protein Hmx-like. Gene Ontology annotation, biological process: regulation of transcription by RNA polymerase II. The transcript has 4 exons. Bases 1538 to 2602 code for a protein of 354 amino acids. Gene Ontology annotation, cellular component: nucleus. Lineage: Eukaryota; Metazoa; Arthropoda; Insecta; Diptera; Psychodidae. The record is from RefSeq and is a predicted model, not a curated record. Gene Ontology annotation, molecular function: DNA-binding transcription factor activity, RNA polymerase II-specific; RNA polymerase II transcription regulatory region sequence-specific DNA binding.
CUCAGUGAUACUUUAUAAGUAUGGUCAACCGUUCAAAUGGAUGAUGCAUGCUCUUCAUUAAAACUUUCCCCAAUGGAGUUCCCUCAAUUUUUUAUCCAUUUAAUAUUUAACAGCGUCGAUUUAAGGUCACACUACGGCAAACCACACGACGACGCACAAUUUACGCAAAACCACUCUACCUCCCCAAUUCCCUACCAUGAUGAUGAAAAAUUUAUUACGCCCAUUACACGCAUUUAACUUUUUCUUGCUGUAUAAAUGGUGCGUGCGUUGUUACGUUUCUUUUUUUUUCUGGGGAAAUGUAUGUGAUAUUUAUUGCUAAAACGAUUUUGUGUGUAAUUAGAGAAAAUAACGAGGAUAUUUUAUUUCUUUGCCGUUCUUCUCUUUCUACCUAACCACUUGGGUAUGAGUGGUUGUUUGUGGGAGAUAGAGUAAGGUACUAAAAUAACAUUGUUUCCAUUUUCAUCCCUUAUGGUUUUUGUAUUAUAUUAUGUCGUGUUGAUGGUCUGAUGAAUUAGCAAAGAGUGAAAAGAGAGAAGAAAGACUUUUUUCCCAUUUCCCGCCACAUUUAUCGUCCAAAGUAUUUUGUGUUUGGUAGAAGUUGGAAUACUUCAAAAAUUCCUACUUCUCUUUCUCACCAUCAUUGAAGCCCCCUCGAAUUUUAGUGUUUAUGCCUCCUUUUAGUAAUUUCACCCCUAUUCUCCAGGACCUCUGGUUGCUAUCCUUUUCCUUCAGAUAGAACUAGUUAAGAUGGCAGAUAGGGAUGAACAUAUAGGAGAUUUCUCUUAUUCACCGAAAUAUAUUCCACGAAAACGGGGGCUCAAAGAAUGAUGAUGGUGAAAAAGGGCUCUUUCGUGGGGUGGAAAAUAUAUCACUCCUCUUUUUGACUCCUAUUGGCCGCAAUCCGUGCUCCGCCCUUCGGUUUUGCCCGUGUUUGAAUGCGUACCAUUCCAAUAUUCCUCAACUCUUGCACAAACACGCACACAGGAACCCCAGGGGUUGUUUUUACUCUCCCUUUGGCGCACACGAUUAUUCGUUGUCGUGUCGUCAUAGUUGCUUCGUCUACCACCGGCCUUAACUUGGGGUAUGAAUGUUGUUCAGAAAGUGUCGGGAUUGCAACAAGACACUCAGGAGGUACUCCUUGGAUCGUAUUUUUUAAAUUUCUUUUCGUUAAUUCAAUUGGCAGUCGUUAUAAUAAUGGUCUCCUGGUGAAAGUGAUUCAAUUUCAAUAAAGUACAAUAUCCUUAAAAGUGCUUCAUAUGUUUGAACUUCAUUCCCUCAUAUUUGAUGUGUUGUGAUUUUUUUUUCUAACAAGAAACCAACUAAUUGAUUUGUGCUAACAAUGGCACUAUCAGUGUUUUCCUGUGCUAACACAAAAAAGCAAUGUCUUUCAAAUUUGUGGUGAGAGGAAAUUAAUCGUAAUUUUAAACCUUGACAAUUUACCUGUGUUCUCUGUGGGGGAGAAGACAGAAGAGAAAGAAUAACAAAAAAAAAGCCUUAGAAGAAACUUGAAAACAAGGGCGAGAAGUGAAGGCGAACCAUGUCACAAGACACAGAUGUGGAUAUCAGUGUUGUAUCUAGUCCGGAAGCCAGUCCGCAGAGGGAAGAAUCACCGUCGCUAAAGACACCAUGUGAGGAUGGCAAGAGGCAGUCGCAGCACACAAUCAUCAACACGUAUCAGGAUGGAACAGAAAGUCGCCUUGGGUCACCACAUCAUUCACCCACCGAUCAGAGGAAGGUCUCAGGGACGGGCUACACGAGUUUCUCAAUAUCCAGCAUCUUAAGCCGAAAUGACCCUAAGAAGGGAUCCCUAGCACCCUUCUCAACAGUUCCAGCGGCACAAGGAAUUGGGGGGCAUCACGACGCUUCGAUGCUUUCAAGGUUAGGUUUCAUAUCACAAUGGGGCGCUCUGGCGGGAAGAUAUGCCGCUCUGUGUCCCCCCGGAUGGCCGUGGUCAGCACAUCGGAUAUCGUUUCACAGUCCCAAUGAUAGCUCCUCGACAAAUACCACGGAGAAUCCGUCACCGACGCUGAGUCCACAACCGCAACAGGAAAACAAAUCGCCACCGGCUGGUAUGUCCCAUGCCACAUAUCCGGCGGGUGCGGGAUCAGAUGACGAGCACCAGGAGAUAAUUGAGGACGACGGCUCGGAUACGCCGGAUCGAACAUUGGAUAAUGCAUCACCACACCCAAAUAAUAAUGGUCCAAUUCAGGCGAAACGGAAAAAGAAAACUCGAACCGUUUUCUCCAGAGCGCAAGUGUUUCAACUAGAAUCAACAUUUGAUAUAAAAAGGUACCUGAGUUCAUCGGAACGAGCUGGUUUGGCGGCAUCACUGCGAUUGACCGAGACUCAAGUGAAGAUAUGGUUUCAAAAUCGACGGAACAAAUGGAAGCGUCAAUUGGCUGCUGAACUGGAGGCCGCCAACAUGGCAAACAUGGCACAUGCGGCCCAGAGACUUGUUCGCGUCCCUGUUCUCUAUCACGAGAAUGCCGGCGCGCCUGGCACUGGAUUCGCCCCGCCACCACCCCAUUCCCACGCGGCUCCCCUUUACUACACAACGAGGAGUGGCACCUCGCCUCGACCGCCAUUAUCAUCCCUCGUAUAGACUACCACGAGCACAUAGCCCGAGUGCCGUCGAACUGCAAUUGUGACCCCCCUUUUCUGGGAUCCGCCACAACGCAUAAUCAAAAGAGCUGGGAAAGGAUAUAAAAGGUAGGGGUUUAUAGCAACGCGCUAAGAACUUUGCUCUGGGAGCCCCAGACUGUGAAUGGAUAAAAGACACCACUGAAGCUCACAAGAAAGAUUGGCACUAAAAGCCACAUAAAUCGUAUUUACUAACUCUAUAUCUAAAUUUACUGACAAGUUGAGUUGUGAUUGUGGUGUUGGAUUUGAUGGGGAAAUGGCGGAUUAUGGGGAAGCAUGCAUAGAGAUGCCAAUGCUACUAACAAUAAAUCGCGCUGAUAAAGGGCUGAGAGGGGAAAGGUUUUUAUUACAACAAACAUGCAAAUUAAUAUGAAAAUGAUAUAUUGAGAUGGAGAGGAUAUUGUAAACUCAGACACAUUUACUUCAACAAGGAGCAGAUAAGGUUUUAUUGGAAUCGAUAUUAUUCAGUGAAGGAGGAUUUGGGUGGAGAUGAGUCUUCUCUAGAGAUUCAAAUUGAUCAAUAUUUGUAUUUCACAAACUAUGAAAUAUUUUCUCUCGAUUUUGCACAGGAUACUCUAAUUUUAGAUCAUUCUUAAUUGAUUAACUUCAGGUAUCCUUAUUUCUAAUUGUCUUUUUCUCAGAAAUAAUAACUUGAACGCAACUUGUGGUGGCAUUACAAAUGUGCCAGAAUCAACGAAGUAACAUAAUAUUGCAAAUAAAAAAAAAAAACGCUGAAUAACAAUAUUUCUUUUAGAUUUCUUUUAAAUUAAAAUAUAGUUUCUGUAUUUUAAACCUUGUAAUUAAAUACAGUAAUAAUUUUAUAAGGCAUUACGUGGGUCACGCAGCCUAAAAACGAACAGCAUUAGGUGAGGUUCUUAACAAUCUCAACUAGUAUAGUCUUAUCAAAAUUUCAUGUCCUCCGAUCGGGUCCAAACUUUGCCAAAAUGUGUUUAGCCACUUCCACACGAAUAUAUGGGUGGCUAAGUUACGUUCCCGGCCGGCCGGCAGGCCGCUUUUUGGAGCUUAAUAGCUCCCGAACUAAGAAUUUUGAUCUAAGGCUGUCUUCAGACUAGAGGUUUAGCCCAGUUCCAGAAGGUCUCCAAAUCUUAAAAACAACCAAUUAGUUUGGUUCUUUAGAAUCCAAUAGAUUAUUUGGGUUUAAUAAUACAAUUCUAAGUCAAAAUUUUAUGAAAAAUCUUGAUAGAUAGGAAGUUAGAGAAGUUAAGCCAUAUGACUGAGCCUUAGGUCUGAAGCCCGUAUAAGAUGAAUAUAUUCUGAGAAAUCUUUUCCAGCGAAAAGUAAGUUUUUUCAAAAACUGUCUCCAAAAAUCACGUCCCAAUGGCAGAAUUUUUAAGAUUUUUCAAUAAAAAUUUCAGAAAAUAUAGUUUAAAUGUUGUACUUUUAUAUGCCUAAGAACUUGAAUUAAAAUAAAAAUUUAUUACCUAUGUUGGAAAAAAAAAGAAA